AAUCUUAGAUGUAACAAGACAUCGUCCUCGUCUCUUUAAAUCUCUCAGACUGUCUCUCUCUUCUGCCCCGUUGCGCCACCGUGGUAGCUCGUAAAGUCACGCUCCCGACGCAGCCUCCCCGGUACAUCGCUUCGCCGGAGGUUCUUCAGCGAAGAUUGCUGGUUAGUAGUUUCAGUCACUGCUGAGGUAACAAUGGUUGUAGAAACUCUCGACAGUUCCUGUGACGGUUCAAAGAGAAAACAUGCCAACGGUGGUGAAGAAACUCACCUCGAUGAGCUUAGCAAUGGAGACAAUGGGGUUUCAUCAACCAAAAGAGCUAGGGUUUCAAGAGGAGAGAUGACGUUUCAGGAUAUCUACGAUGCAGAUGCAUUGCUGAAUGAAGAAGAUGAGGAGGAUGAUAGUGAUUGGGAGCCUUUGCAGCAGCAGAUGAUGCCCGUUGAGUUUGUGAAAUGGUGUUGCGUCAAUUGCACUAUGUCGAAUCCUGGUGAUAUGGUCCAUUGUCAUAUAUGUGGUGAGCACAAGGAAUCUGGCAUCCUGAGGCAUGGAUACUUAGCAUCUCCGUUUUUCAAAGACACUGGUCUCGCCGAAGUCGAAGAGAAAUGUGGAGGAAGCUCAUCUGCAACUAGCUCAACAGCUGUUGGUUUCGACGAGAGAAUGUUGCUACACUCUGAAUUCGAAGUGAAGGCACAACCACAUCCCGAGAGACCUGAUCGUCUUCGAGCUAUAGCUGCUAGUCUUGCCACAGCUGGCGUCUUUCCUGGAAGAUGCUUGCCUAUUCAUGCAAGGGAGAUCACGAAACAAGAGCUCCAGAUGGUCCACACUUCAGAGCUUGUUGACGCUGUUAAUAUCACAAGCCAGCUUCUCUACAGCUACUUCACCACUGAUACAUAUGCUAAUGAGUAUUCAGCACGUGCUGCUAGACUUGCAGCUGGUUUAUGCGCUGACCUUGCUACAGAAAUUUACUCUGGCCGUGUUAAAAAUGGAUUCGCUUUGGUGAGACCUCCUGGUCACCAUGCUGGCAUCAAACAUGCUAUGGGGUUUUGCCUUCACAAUAAUGCAGCUGUUGCUGCAUUAGUAGCUCAGGCAGCAGGGGCAAGGAAGGUGCUGAUUGUGGACUGGGAUGUCCAUCAUGGAAAUGGAACCCAAGAGAUAUUCGAGCAAAACAAAUCUGUAUUGUACAUUUCCUUGCACAGGCAUGAAGGGGGAAACUUUUAUCCUGGUACUGGAGCUGCUGAUGAGGUUGGUACAAAUGGUGCUGAAGGUUAUUGUGUAAAUGUUCCAUGGAGUUGUGGUGGAGUUGGUGAUAAAGACUACAUCUAUGCCUUUCAGCAUGUGGUUCUACCCAUAGCUUCUGCAUUUUCUCCAGAUUUCGUCAUCGUAUCAGCUGGGUUUGAUGCGGCUAGAGGAGACCCAUUAGGAUGCUGUGAUGUAACUCCAGCUGGUUAUUCUAGAAUGACACAGAUGUUGGGUGAUAUCUGCGGUGGGAAAAUGCUUGUUAUUCUCGAGGGCGGCUACAAUCUUCGCUCCAUCUCUUCUUCUGCUACAGCAGUGAUCAAGGUGCUUCUGGGUGAAAAUUCUGAGAACGAUGACUUGCCUAUAGCUACCACGCCUUCAAAAGCCGGCUUGGAAACUGUUAUUGAAGUAAUGAAUAUCCAAAUGAAGUUCUGGCCAUCACUUGCUACCGCCUACUCCAAAUUACUCUCAGAGUGGGAAACACGUCUGAUCGAAAACAAAAAGAACCAGGUGAAAAGGAAGCUGGUUCGGGUUCCCACUUGGUGGAAAUGGGGAAGGAAGAAGUUUAUGUACAGGUUUCUAUCUGCUCGUAUAUGACUUCAAGCUGAAAAAGAUGGUAGAACACAAUCUUCUUAAUCCCUCGUAGCAAUUGUAUUCUAACUCAAAAGUCUUUUAGUACCACGAGAAUGCUAUGACUGAUCUAGAUGUCUCGAUUCUGUUGAGUAUUUCUUUAGCUUUAAGUGGCAGAAAGAAUUGUAUUAUGGAGCUCGUGCUGCUCCUUUGGAUUAUCUGAGUAUCUAACAAACAUCUGCCUAUAAUAACUGCUUACCCGAGAUUACGAAUCCACAAUUUGAGUA
Brassica rapa (field mustard) is the source of this 2090-nucleotide messenger RNA. Its product is annotated as histone deacetylase 15. Gene Ontology annotation, biological process: epigenetic regulation of gene expression. The record is from RefSeq and is a predicted model, not a curated record. Lineage: Eukaryota; Viridiplantae; Streptophyta; Magnoliopsida; Brassicales; Brassicaceae. Gene Ontology annotation, cellular component: cytoplasm; histone deacetylase complex. Gene Ontology annotation, molecular function: histone deacetylase activity.